Molecule: messenger RNA, 888 nt
Organism: Daldinia childiae
Lineage: Eukaryota; Fungi; Ascomycota; Sordariomycetes; Xylariales; Hypoxylaceae
Product: Ophiobolin F synthase
Exons: 4
Coding region: 1-888 (295 amino acids)
Source: RefSeq, a predicted model, not a curated record
AUGGAUCAGAUUGUCUCUGCGGCACCAGGGGAACAGGGUUCUUUGCCGGCAGAGUUUACUAACUCGAGCUUGAAAGGGGCUAAGCAACGUGAACUCCUCGAUACUUGUGUUGCGGCCGCAAUAAACAUGUUCCCUGCAGCGAAUGUAGCUCGGGCGAGACUAAUGGUUAAAGCAACCUUACUUACUUUCAUGCACGAUGAUGUCAUUGAAUCUACGGAGCAAUCUACAAUCAUCGAUGACGCCCUCACCGACAUUGUUGGCCACGAAGAAAAGGGUACAGAAAUAUUGUGGAAAAACCGCAUAUUUAAAGAAUUUACACUAGAAUGCAUACAAGAGGACCCUGUUGUCGGGCCACUACUCGUGAAGGGCAUGUUGAACUGGGUACAAUAUACACGCAAUAACCUUCCCGGAUCCAUGACAUUUAAGUCUUUAAAUGACUACAUCGACUAUCGCAUUGGCGACUUAGGUGUCGACUUUUGCAAUGCAGCUAUAAUGUUGACAUGCGAGAUUUUCGUCUCUCCGUCCGAGAUGGAGCCCCUUGCAGCCUUACACCACCUAUACAUGACACACUUCUCAUUAGCAAACGAUUUAUACUCGUACGAUAAAGAGGUCUACGCUAUGAAAAAACAUGGCGCUGCACUGAUCAACGGUGUCAGAGUUCUAGAACUUCUUCUCAAUACUUCACCUCGAGCAGCGAAGGUCCUUCUCCGAGCGUAUCUAUGGGAUCUUGAGUUCCAAAUCAACGAAGAGCUCGCACGACUAUCGGACUGCGGCCUUUCUCAUAACCAGUGGAGAUUUGCUCGUGGAAUGGUAGAAGUGAUUGCAGGAAACCUAUUUUACUCCUCGACUUGUUUGCGGUACGCAAAACCGUCGUUGAAAGGGAUAUAA